Messenger RNA from Eimeria necatrix, 1161 nucleotides. RefSeq lists its product as hypothetical. The coding region runs from base 1 to 1161 and encodes 386 amino acids. The transcript is spliced from 2 exons. Lineage: Eukaryota; Apicomplexa; Conoidasida; Eucoccidiorida; Eimeriidae. The record is from RefSeq and is a predicted model, not a curated record.
AUGAAUAAACUUCGAAGUUUUUUGCGAUCUCCGAAGGAGAAGCGGCCAGACGCUGACGGCCUCGAGACGCAGGUUCGCCAGGCUUCUGCUGCUGCUGUUGCUGCUGCUGCUGCUGCUGCUGCUGCAGCGGCUCAGCACGCAGACGACGCCCCAGCUGCAGCAGCAGCAGCAGCAAAACAGACAGACGCUCCGCCUGAAGCAGCAGCAGCAGCUGACCAGACAGAUAACAAGCCUGCUGCUGCAGACUCCCAUGCAGUAGCCGAUGGAGCAGCAGCAGCUGCUGCAGCACCAGCAGCAGCAGCAGAUGCAGCACCAGCAGCAGCAGCAGAUGCAGCAGAUUCAUCCUCAGCAGCAGCAGAAGCAGACGGGCGCAGCGAGGCUGAUGGAAAUCAGCGCGACGGCGCUGCUGCUGUAGUCACAGCUGGUGCUGCUGCUGCAGUGAAACCAGCAAAUGCUGCUGCUGCAGUGAAGCCAGCAAAUGCUGCUGCUGCUGCUGCUGCUGCUGCUGCAGGCCCCUCUUGUUUGCGCAGCAGCUCUUCUGAGGGCUUCGGGGUGUCUCGACAGCUGUCGCGGAGUGUGGGGUUUGCAAGACAGGACAGCGCAGUACAAACAGCAGCAGCAGCAGCAGCAGCAGCAGCGACAGCAGCCGCAGGGGCAGGUCCCACCGCAGCAGCAGCAGCAGGAGCGGCAGCGACAGCAGCAGCAGCAGCAGCAGCGCCAGCAACAGCAGCGUCACAAGACGCAGCAGCAGCAGGGGCUUUGCGCAAAGGGCCCCCAUCGGAAGCAGCUGGGCCUGCAGCAGCCCCUGCAGCAGCAGCAGCCCCUGCAGCAGCAGCAGCAGCACCUGCAGCAGCAGCAGCAGCAGCAGCAGCAGACUAUUCAAGGGGGUUUUCUUCUCGGCGUUUGGAGUCUCGGUUUUCUGUUGCUGCUGAGAAGCAGUUCAUAAGUCGGGGUGUACAGACAGCGUGCCCGUCGAGCUUCGCGAGCAGCAGCAGCAGCAGCAGCAGCAGCAGCAGCAGCAGCAGCAGCAGCAGCUGCUGCCCCCGACACUUCCCCUUUCGCCCCUUUUCGCACUUGGCCCCUUUUGAAAGAUUUGCAAUUCCAAAAGACAGCUUCACGGACUACUGCGGCAGAGGCAAACUAGUUGGUGGAAGGCUCUGA